This is a messenger RNA of Umbelopsis ramanniana AG, 660 nucleotides long. RefSeq lists its product as uncharacterized. The record is from RefSeq and is a predicted model, not a curated record. Bases 1 to 660 code for a protein of 219 amino acids. The transcript has a single exon. NCBI's taxonomy places the organism in Eukaryota, Fungi, Mucoromycota, Umbelopsidomycetes, Umbelopsidales, Umbelopsidaceae.
AUGGAAACCAAUACGAAGAGUAACGGUGAUUGGGACAUUCAAGUCAGUUAUAGUGUACCUGGUAGCAGCCUUAACUACACGCAAACCUUGCAAAACACUAUCACAGACGCAGUGUAUCGUGUUGGUCGUACUAUUACAUGCUAUUAUGCUACUAAUGAUAACGCGUACAUCAUGGCCAACGUUGUGUCUGUAAGUGGAGGAACCAUCUUCGCUUUGAUUAUACUUUGUAUUUUAUGCAUUCCCCUUGUUUUCGGAGUAAUGUAUCUCCUAAGAAUAGUUUUAGUGUAUAUUUCUGAUCACCUAAAAGCAAUGGCCAAAAGUAUCAGUCAAAAUCUUGCCAACUGUGCGACAAAAUUGCGAUCACUGUUCAAAACAGAGGGAUUUGAAAGCCAAAGCGAAUGUGACACAUCAAGUCCCGAAAAAUUAAUGUCCAACCGCGACGUUGGCUAUGCUUUGAUGCCUAUAGCAAAUUUUAAAGCAUCUCUGGGACAUACCAAGUUAUGGCUGAAAGCAAGAUGUACUUUUUCCAGACCAAACACAAACCUUCACAAAGACAUGUGCCAAGAAUCGUUUAUAACACAAGAUACUUUCGGUUGUAGCCCCACUUCAACUGAGGAGCUACCGUUAUAUUCGAAAGACGGAUGCAAUGUACCUCCAUAA